Messenger RNA from Giardia duodenalis, 3624 nucleotides. RefSeq names its product Ankyrin repeat protein 1. The coding region runs from base 1 to 3624 and encodes 1207 amino acids. The transcript has a single exon. NCBI's taxonomy places the organism in Eukaryota, Fornicata, Diplomonadida, Hexamitidae. Gene Ontology annotation, molecular function: protein binding. The record is from RefSeq and is a predicted model, not a curated record.
AUGAGUAGGGAUAAUAAGGUUAGAACGUGGUUUCGUGCCAUUCAGAGCGGUGACAUAAGCGAGGUAGAGCGCCUCCUACCUGAGUGUGCAGGUGUUUGUGGUGAUUUUGGUGAAACGGGCUUACAAUAUGCUGUGCAAAUGAAAAAUGCUGAGAUUGUGCGGCUCCUAAUAGACUAUGAAGUGGGGAUGGUAAAUAAUGAGGGUUGUACAGCUCUCAUCAUGGCUGCGCUGAAUAACUCAGCGGAUUUGUGUAGCCUCUUAGCUCCCCUCGAAGCAGACAUAAUUUUACCGGACAAACGUGAUGCUUAUAUGAUUGCAGCCCAGGUGGGUAGCUAUGACGCCCUUGUCACACUGCGACAUUACUUUUCUCUAGUGACGGACGACCACGACUUGAAUGCACUUGACUACGCUUCUAUGACAGGAAAUUUAAGAUGUGUCGUUGAAAUAGUAACUCAGUAUAAACCGUCGAAGCAAGAGCGCAUCUAUAGUCGUACGCUUGCGGAAACCGAGGGCCAUCAUGCCGUUGUGCGAUACUUUGACACAGGAGAUGUUGAUCCACAAGCUUGUGGAACUGGUAAGGACACAGAUGGGCCUGCUCUAACCACAGAGUUCACCAUGCAGUCUUUAAUGUUGCCCGCUCAAGGUGUUCAAAGUCCUAGGGUGGCUUUGGAUGACCUGGAUUAUAGUACCAUAACGGUAGAGCGUCAAAGGAGUGUACCGGACAGUGCUUCUGAUCCAGAAUUUGAUGAGACUAUCAAUGCUAUUGCGAAGUUGGUUGAUAAAGCCCCAACCCCAGAUGCAAAUUUAGCUAGCCAAAUACCUGAGCAAACUCCAACGCGAAAGAAAGCUACUAAAGAUAAAGGGCUUACUAAGGCACUAAAAGCAGAUAAGAAACAAAAGCAAAAGCAUGCACAUGACUCAAAGUUCGUAAGCGCAAAGCCUUCUGAACUGCAAGGGCAACCAGAUCAUCAAGAGAUAAAUCCCUUGCUUAUGGAGAGGAGCCGUGAUGAAAUUCCUGAAGGGUUUCUUUCGGUCCAAUCACAACUGGCAUCUAAGGAUUCAUUUCCAUAUGAGCUACUGAAAACAAAUCAACGAUCUAAAUCUGGCAUGUGUGGAAGCAAGAUUGGUAGAAAAGGGGGACUUACACACUCUUCUAGUGCAAUUCUCCCCCUCCUUGAACGCAAGGAUACUGAGAUACGCUAUCUGCAAAGCCAAUUAGAAGCUUUGACUCUGCGGCGCUCUACCCUAAUGACGGAUAGCUUUGCCAUGAUCGAUGCCUGCACAUCUUGUUAUUCAGAACACACCUGCUUUUCUAAAGUAAUUUCUGAUGGUUUACUCACUUCAAAGAACGAGUUUAUCGACCGGCUUAUUGAUCUCUGUGUAUCUCUGGUUCCAGACUCUGCGAGCAGAAGGGUUGAUGCUUGUGUGGAGACGGAUCUGAUUAGUACUAUGGCACUCCCUGAAGCUUCCACUCAAAGAGUCAUCCAAAGUAAGGUGCCACACGAGAUGUUAGAAGAUUGUAGCUAUGGCUCCCUUUUACGAACAAAGGAUUUGGAGAUUGACCGGCUACAGAAGCUUCUGUUUGAAGUUGACAUUAAGCCACAAUCUCAGAGCAAGCGAGAAGCCAAGUUAUGCAAAGAACUGGAUGCAAAAAUUCUAAAAGAAGUUGAACUUAUAGGGCUCAUUGACGAGGUCACACAGGAAAUUAAGACCCUAAGAGAUAAAAUAGUAAUACAUAAAAAGGUUCUUGUCGACAUUCAGCAGCAGGGAUUCAUUUCUGAUAGAAGGACCGAACGAGAUAUCCGGCUUGAAGACUUGUUCGAUCAGACCUUACGGUCGUGCGAUGUAAUCAGAGAGAUAAAGCAGCAAAUGACAGCCUUCAAAGCGGAGUUUUCUGGCUACACUGCCCAAACUGAGCUUCUUGCACGGACGCUUUUUAAUGAGAGCGGAACAAACGAUCUCAAUAAGAGCUUGAAGAGGAGCUCCAGCUGCUCAAAAAUCAAUCCAAUGAGUGGGACAGGGAGGAUCCCCGUUCCUAAUCCGCCCAAUCCUCCACUCUCAGUAACUCUUCAUCCUCCUACCAGAUCCUCAUCUCUUGCCACUCUCCAGCCUUUAAAACCUCCACUAAAACCUGCUGACUACUCAGGCUUGCUCCACGCAAAAGAUUCUUGUAUUGAGAGGCUUGUUGCAUUAUUAUAUGUGUCCCCCAAUACUCUCUAUCCACAGCUCGUACAGUCCCCUUGUUCUACCAAGACUACAGAAGAGCAAGCAACGAGACAACAGCACGAAGAGAUGCUCGCACAAAAGGACCAAGUCAUUAAUGACCUCCGGCGAGAGCUAGAGGCCCUUCUUAAAUCUGUCUCGGCAGAGACAGUUAGCUCCAAGAAAAAGGCCUUCUCACAUGUUCAAAAACCACCAGAUAUGAUAAUAGGAGACUUACUAAAUGUUUCUGACAGCACAGAGGACAACAAUGAAGACCAAAAGUAUUAUGUGGAAGCACUGGCUAAGCUCGAACUUGAACAUGCAGCUAUGCAAAUGGAAAUAGACACCAUGACCAAAACAAUCGCUGAAAGAGAUAACGCAAUUAUGUUCUUUGCAGACCAUUAUACUAAAAAGAUCAAUAAAGGUAACAUCACGACUGAGACAGCUAAACUUAUAAAAGUCUUGGAGCUAGAAGUCACUGCACUCAAGUCCCAGCUGCAGACAGCUACACAAGAGCUCACCUUUUUCCGCAAUGAGCUAAAAGCAACAACUAGAUCUAAAACCCCUACAGUAAUAACAAUGGCAUCAGCAAGGCCCUCUGAGAGCUCUCAGACAAGGUUAGGACAGGAAACAGACACGCUCCUUCCAAUAAUUAUUCCCUCUGUACCUCCCCGAAGGCCGUCGUUGGCACAGCAACUACCGCAAUCCGAUGAGUCGAGCAAAAGCACUAGGGCGCCUUCUCCGACAAGAAAUGCAUCGUUACUGCGCCAAACAAUAACCAGAGCAAAGAGUCGCACUGCUAGUAGAACACUGCAACUAAAAAGUCAGUGCACAGAGCGCACUGGACUCACAAAACUCAUGCAAGCUGUAGUCGAUGGGGACGCCCGUGCGAUAGGUAUGCAUCUUAGUCUACUCUGUUUAGUUACUGAUGACGGCCUAAGCGCACUCAUGUUUGCAGCAAUCUAUAAUAGGCUAUUUGCAGUGGAAUAUCUAAUUCAUGGAGAGGCCGGUCUUGUAGACAGCAGUGGAAAGACCGCACUUGUUCACGCACUGGAGAAAGGACACAUACGUAUCGCCGAAAUCUUGGCACCUUAUGAGUGCCCAGAUGUGACUAACGUAGACAUCACAAACACAGGUUCUAGAACCACCGAGCUCAUGCAAGCUGUGGUAAGUGGUGAUCUAGCCCGUGCAUGGGCCCUAUUACCAAUACAGCACGGGGUUCGGGAUAAGCACGGUAAGACAGCGCUUAUUUUAGCGAUCGAGUUACGUAAGCCUGCAUUUGUUAGGAUUUUGCUUCCACUAGAGCAUACACUCUGUUUAGAAAAUGGCAGUUCACCUCUGGAUGCAAUCAUGUCAUUGAAAGGCUCAGAUGCAAGUGUCUGUGAAAUACAACGUGUUGCGGCUGAAUACUUCGGAUUUUAG